AUGGGAAAUUCAUGUUCAACAACAUGGCCAUUGAAUCAUUGUUUGAAUGCACCUCGAACAUCGUCGCAAUCUGAAGAUCAGAACAGCAUUUUGAAAACUAUGUCGGAACCAGUUAUUCUUCCUGCCAGUGACAAACACACAGCAACUGUCAUCUUCUUACAUGGCCUGGGUGAUUUCGGAGGAAGUUGGUAUGAUGCAUUUAAAGCGUAUCAGAUAGUAAAGGCACUUCCAUAUGUAAAAUUUAUUUUUCCAACAGCUCCAGUUCGAAAAGUAACAUUAAAUAUGGGUUUGGCAAUGACAAGUUGGUUUGAUAUUCUUGGUCUUGAUCAAAACGUCAAAGAAGAUGAAGAAGGAAUCGAGAAAUCAUCGAUAUUUUUAAAGGAGCUCAUUGAAAGCGAAAUUAUCAAUGGCAUCUCACCUGAUCGUAUAAUUAUCGGCGGCUUUUCCAUGGGAGGAGCAAUCGCUCUUCAUGCAGCAUUGACAUAUGCUCAUACACUCGGUGGUGUUGUAGCACUUUCGUCAUGGUUACCUUUAGCAUCAACAUUUCCAGAUGCACUUGUGUCUGGCGGCAAAAAAGUAAAUUUACCUAUUUUACAAUGCCACGGAACUGAAGAUCCAUUAGUGCAAUUAAAAUGGGCUCGAUUAACCGAACAAGCCAUCAAAAGCAUGGGCUUUAAACAGUAUGCAUUUCGAGAAUAUCAUGACAUGGACCAUUCAACGUGUGAUCGAGAAAUGAAAUGUGUCAAAUCAUUCAUUGUACAAAAUCUGCCGAGAAUAGAUUGA
Messenger RNA from Adineta ricciae, 783 nucleotides. NCBI's taxonomy places the organism in Eukaryota, Metazoa, Rotifera, Eurotatoria, Adinetida, Adinetidae. The record is from the annotation of a GenBank genome assembly.